GAGAGAGAGAGCGAGAGAGAGAGAGAGAGAGAGAGCGAGAGGGGGGGGCGAUCCAUGUUUUGACAUUGGAAUAUUAGCUGGGUCGAGUCAACAAUGAGGUGUACAUUUGGCCGACCAACCUCCACUUUUCGCCUUUUCUAAAGAGACAUUUCAUUCUCCCACAACCGUCGUGAGUCCACGAUGAACGCGGCCGAGCAGACGGUAACGUGGCUCAUUACGCUCGGGGUGCUGGAGUCUCCCAAGAAGAGCAUCUCUGAUCCGGAGGCUUUCCUCCGGACGUCUCUCCAGGACGGCGUGGUGCUGUGCAAGCUGUUGGAGCGACUGAGACCUGGGACGACGGACAAAUUUAUUCAGGAACCGAGGACUGACAGCGAGUAUCAAGUCAACAUUUGCGAAUUCAUCAAAGGCAUCGGGGUUUUCGGCGUGCAGCCUUUUGAGGUCAAUGACCUCCUUCAGGGACUGCACUUCACCAAGGUCCUAAACUGCUUGGUUGCACUGAACAAAGUAACUGAAGAUUCAGGUGUUUCUGUUUGUGUGUCAUCCUCCGCCACAUUGAGGAUGAAAUCGGUUGAUUCUGUGAACGGUCAAAGUCGUUCCUCCGCACUGCAGCCACCACAGUAUCACAGCCUUGACAUGUCUGAGGGCAGUGGGUGUGGCCAUUUUCUUUUCAGGGCACGCUUCCCUUUCCAGCAGACAAAUGAGGACGAACUUUCUUUCUCCAAGGGCGACAUCAUUAAUGUGAACAGGCAGGAGGAGGGGGGCUGGUGGGAAGGUUCGCUCAAUGGCAAGACUGGCUGGUUCCCCAGUAACUAUGUGCGGGAACUAAAAGGAAGCGACAAGCCAUUUGACAAACCAAAGUCUGGGACGCUGAGAAGCCCCCCAAAAGGUUUCGACACAUCUAUCAUCAGCAAGACCUACUACAAUGUGGUCCUCCAGAACAUCCUGGAAGCAGAGAGGGAGUAUUCGAGGGAACUACAAAGUCUUUUGGGAUGCUACCUGCGCUCCCUCCAGCCCACAGACAGGCUGAGUGGUGCAGACAUCAGCCACAUUCAAGGAAAUCUCGAGGAGAUUUCGACCUUUCAGCAGAUGCUGGUUCAGUCCUUGGAGGAGCACACAAAGCUUCCAGAACAUCAGCAGAGGAUAGGAGGCUUCUUCCUGAGUCUAAUGCCCCAGAUGAAGACUCUUUAUGUGGCUUACUGCUCAAACCAUCCAUCUGCUGUCAGUGUGCUCACUCAGCAAAGUGAGGAGCUGGGUGAGUACAUGGAAUCCAAGGGGGCAGCUAGUCCGGGGAUUCUGACACUGACCACCAGUCUGAGUAAACCCUUCACUCGACUCGAGAGAUACCCAACCUUGCUUAAGGAAAUGGACAGGCACAUGGAGGACCAGCACCCAGACAGAGUUGACCUCCAAGCUUGCAUGGCAUCAUUUCAAAGCCUUACAACCCAUUGCCAGGAAGUGAGGAAGAAGAAGGACCUGGAGUUGCAGAUUUUAACUGAGCCAAUCAGGAAUUGGGUGGGGGAGGACAUCAGGACCCUCGGCCCCAUUCUUCACAUGUCCCAGGCUGCGGUCCACUCUCUCAGCUGUCAGGAGUCAAGUGAACGCUACCUUGUCCUCUUCCCUCACACUCUGCUCUUCCUCUCUGCAAGCAUGAGGAUGAGUGGAUUCAUUUACCAGGGGAAGAUGCCGCUGUCAGGCAUGCUAAUCUCCAGGAUAGAAGAUGGGGAAACCAUGAGGAAUGCUUUUGAAAUUUCUGGUGCACAAUGUGACCGAAUGCAAGUGGCGUGCAACAGCCAGCAGGAUCUGCUGGAUUGGCUGGACCUUCUCACCAAACACACACACACCCCUGCUGCACACACACAUAAGACUCACUCGGUGUGUCACACAUUGGCCUCCCUACCUGUCACCCCUUCCCGGCACUCAGAGUCUCACGGCGGAAGCAACACCUUCCACACCCUCCCUCGUCUUUCCUCUUAUGGCGGCAGCCCCAUGUGGGGGGCCCUGGAGCCCCCAACCCCCCCAAAACCUUGGAGCAUGAGCUGUCUUCGGCCUGCGCCCCCUCUACGGCCAUCUGCUGCCCUUUCCAACAAGGAGGAUAUGAGUAAGAGUCCAAAGAAUAUGAAGAAGCUGCUUCCCAAGAGGAAACCUGAGAGGAAACCCUCUGAGGAAGACUUCCUUGUCAGAAAGAGCACAGCAGCUCUUGAGGAGGACGCUCAGAUAUUGAAAGUGAUUGAGGCGUAUUGCACCAGUGCCAGGACGAGACAGACCCUGAACUCCACCUGGCAAGGCACUGACCUCAUGCACAACCAUGUGCUCGCUGACUCCAGCUUCUUCGUUGCUGGCAUCCCAGGCAACCUGCCAUGUUCCGACCAAUCAGAAGACUCGGACUAUGACAGUAUCUGGACCGCCACUAGUUACAGGACUGCCUCAUUUUCUCGUUCCAGCAGGCGGGAUGUUCACAUGUUGUUCCCCGAGGAGGAGAAGAUCAUCGUGGAGGAAACCAAGAGCAAUGGACAAACUGUAAUGGAGGAGAGGAGUCUGGUGGACACUGUAUACAGUUUGAGAGAUGAGGUCCAAGAACUCAAACAGGACAACAAGAGGAUGAAAAGGACACUAGAGGAGGAGCAGCGAGCCAGGAAAGAGCUUGAGAGAAUCAUCAGGAGAGUUUUGAAGAACAUGAAUGACCCAAGCUGGGAUGAGACGAACCUCUGAAACUGACAUCACUUUGAACGCUCACUGUGGGCAAAUGCCAGCGAGAGAAAUGAGGCAGGACCGUCGCAAAUGACCUUUAAGGUUUGCAGCCACUUCGUCAAACAACUGAGUGAAAAAUGACUUUCUUUGUUUUUAGAUAGCUCCAGGAAACAAUCAGAGGGAGUCAUGUCAGUGGUAUGUGUGUUCUCUAAACCAAAGCAAUACAAUUUGUGAUUUAUACGAUGUCAAUUAUGCAAUUUACCAAAUUGUUUUUUGUUGUUGCUAAGAUUGUGUUUUUUACAUUAUGCACUACUGUAUUUUAAUUUUAGUUUGUACACUGAAGAUUGUCAACAGACAAUGAAGGUAUUCAUUUUUUCAAACCUUAAACACUUUACAAUGUCAACUGCAAGAAAUCCUUUUGCCACAUUAAAGUCUUCAACUUUAUAAGGGGUUUAAUGCCAUAGAAGUGCAAAUUGAUAGCAGCUGAUCCAAGUAGUGUCCUUUAAUGAUAAUGACUUCCAACAAUCACGCACCCUUAUUUAUUUCACUGAUGUGAAAAUAAAAUUCUUCCACC
Messenger RNA from Hippocampus zosterae (dwarf seahorse), 3262 nucleotides. It is a transcript of the gene arhgef7b, whose product is annotated as Rho guanine nucleotide exchange factor (GEF) 7b. Lineage: Eukaryota; Metazoa; Chordata; Actinopteri; Syngnathiformes; Syngnathidae. The transcript has 22 exons. Gene Ontology annotation, molecular function: protein binding; guanyl-nucleotide exchange factor activity. The record is from RefSeq and is a predicted model, not a curated record. Gene Ontology annotation, biological process: intracellular signal transduction. The coding region runs from base 181 to 2709 and encodes 842 amino acids.